Messenger RNA from Pseudomassariella vexata, 2810 nucleotides. RefSeq lists its product as uncharacterized. Gene Ontology annotation, cellular component: nucleus. Gene Ontology annotation, biological process: regulation of DNA-templated transcription; DNA-templated transcription. Gene Ontology annotation, molecular function: DNA-binding transcription factor activity, RNA polymerase II-specific; DNA binding; zinc ion binding. The coding region runs from base 174 to 2498 and encodes 774 amino acids. The record is from RefSeq and is a predicted model, not a curated record. The transcript is spliced from 7 exons. Lineage: Eukaryota; Fungi; Ascomycota; Sordariomycetes; Amphisphaeriales; Pseudomassariaceae.
AUCCAAGAGAGAGGCGCAAGCACGCAAGUUGAUUUUCAGACAUCAGCAACGCUGUUUAUGCUGGCUUGCCCUUCCACUUGCUCUGAGUUCGGUCUCUUCUGCUUCAGCACCACCCUCCCCUCAUCAACUGCGAAUUUGCGGUGAUUCUCGGGCUAUCGUGAUCCGCCGACGUCAUGGGGAGCGAUGUUCAGUUCGAUCCGUCUGAAUACGGCGGGGCUGACGCUAUAGAAAAGAAACCUCGCAAUCGGAUUCGCUUUUCGUGCACUAUUUGUCGAGAAAAGAAGCUCAAAUGUGACAGAGCACUACCGUGCGAUCAGUGCCUGAAGAGAUCUAUUCAGGACUCCUGCGAAUACGUCCCCUAUCUCUUCCCCAAAUCAUCCACCAGGUUAAGCCGUGCCUCAUCAAGAGUCCGCUCCACACCUGACGUGGCUUCUCUGCAGCACAGACUGCAUCACUUAGAACAACUUGUCCAAGUUUUGAAGACGCAACCGCGGGAUGAUAUUGGGCUAAGGGAGAUUGGGAAGCUGGAGUGGAGCGUGGCGGCCGCUGCCUCCCCCGAAGCAAAAGUCUCGAGUCUAGGAGACCAUUUUGAGUAUCCAUUGGGAAUUACGAUUGAGCCAGAUACACUCAAUAAUACUGGACAAAGCAGGAUGCAAGAUGCACCUGGUUGGGAGGCUUUACUCGACGAAAUAGUGAACCUGACCCACAGCUUGAGAAUAACCGGUCAACCUCACGACGACACUAAUGUCAACGAGUCACAGCUGCCCGAGACAAGGGGCCCAAUGCUUCUCUUAGGAGCCUUUGCACCUACAACAAUGACCGAACUUCUCCAAGCACUGCCUUCGAAGGCUGUCGUCGACCGACUGGUAGCCGCAUUCUUCCAGGAUAAAAAUGAGCCGGGUCGGGUCAUCUUGCAUGUGCCCAGUUUUCUGCGACAUUACGACAAUUUCUGGCGAGACCUCUCCCAAUCACCCAUCAUCUUUAUGUGUUUGAUCUUUGGUACCAUAGCACAUGUAGCUCUGGUGUGUCACUUCGCCAAGAAACCAGUUCCAGGAAUCGCGGGAGAUCCCAUGGAAGUGGUGCAUAGCUUUCUCACCAGAAUGGCCCAAUGCCUUGCCGUCGAUGAUUAUACCAAACCAGGCAAAUGGAAGCUCGAGGCUCUUAUCUUGUAUUUCGGUGGCGAGUAUCUGCGUCUGACCGACGCGCAGGUCGGCACAUCGGUGCUUUUGUCCACCAUUGUCAAGCUGGCUAUGCACUCGGGCUACCAUCGCGACCCAAAGCACAACAAGAAAAUAUCAGCUUUCGAAGGCGAAAUGCGUAGACGACUGUGGAGAAUUCUUCUUGACGUGGAUGCUGUGACGGCUUUCCAGUUCGGCAUUCCCUUGCACAUUGCUCCAGGGUCCUAUGACACAGAGCCCCCGCGGAACUUGCACGACGAGGAUUUCGAUGAAACGACUUCCGAACUGCCGCCACCCAGACCACUCACCGAGCUGACCAGAGUUCUCCCCAGCAUUCUGAAGGAGAAGGUGGAAUCCGUAUUCGUUGAGAUCCAAGCCACCAUCUACUCGACAAACCCGGUUCGCUAUGAGCGAAUCAUGGAACUGGACAGCAAACUAAAAAAAUCCUGGCAGUCUAUACCACCUGUUAUGCGCAUGCGAGACUUCGUGCAAUCUAUUGCGGACCCGCUCGAUCUUGUUCUGCAGCGUUACCAAAGAGAGAUUCUUUACCAGAAGUGUCGCUCCGUGUUGCACAGAAGAUACUUAAACCUGGGACGCUCUGACCACCGGUUUUCAUACUCACGUUGGACUUGUCUUGAUGCAGCAGCCAAGACUAUGCGUCAUCAGUAUGACAUUCACUUCGAGAGCCAGCCAUUUGGUCGACUAGCAAGCAACAACUGGCUCCAAAACUCUCUGUUGACUCACGACUUCCUACUUGCCGCCAUGAUUUUAUGUCUGGAGCUCUCGUAUCUUCUGCGCUCAGAAUCUGUUACACAAGGAAGGUGCUUGACGGACCCGAACUUCACUAAGGAUCAGCUUCUCGAAAUACUACGCACGUCGAGAAAGAUCUGGGAACAACAGCGCAAGGAGUCCUCAGAAGCGCAGAGAGCGUACCAAACCAUUUCCAGGAUGAUCGCUGUGGCCACUGGGAUGGAAAAUGGGGACAGUCCAGAGUCCAGUGGCAGCAGUGAGCCGUCCGAACUACCACAACCAGCGGCCUUCCCAUCCCCUCAAACCUAUGGUUACCCUUUUGAUGAUUUCAAUGCAAUGCGAGAUUCACAGGCACCGGUCCAUCCGUCUUCGUCUUCCGUUCCGGCAAGCGCAUGGGGCCCAAUAAUUUCUCAAGCCCAGUCGGAUCCCUGGGCAUUACAAGUACCGGCAACGGAUCUUACAAACUUGGAUUCCAUUAAUUGGUCUAUGUGGGACAACCAGAUUCGGGGCAUUGGGUCAGAAAUGCCCCAGAUACCAUGGAACACUUUCUUUCAACAACAUGGGCAAUGAUUAUAAUUCAUGUUGCCUCUGGUCAGUUGGUGGGCUGCUUGGCUGUAACAGUGACCGACAUCGGAACCAUUUUCCAAUGAGACGGAUAAUGAGCAUUGGCUCUCCUGACAUUUAACAUCAUAAGCCGAUCUUGCAAGGUAGCUUCCAAGCUUGUCUAGCGACCCAUCCGAUGGCGUGGGACUCUAGUGGCUAUGAUGGCCAUUGCGUACCCGGCCCUUCGGCUGUUAUUGGGCAAUGAGGUGAUGCCCCUGAUAACGGGCCGGCAUGAUUCAGCCCUACAUGGAUUUUCUAGAGCUCUGAAUUGCUGCCAGA